Messenger RNA from Hydatigera taeniaeformis, 228 nucleotides. The record is from the annotation of a GenBank genome assembly. NCBI's taxonomy places the organism in Eukaryota, Metazoa, Platyhelminthes, Cestoda, Cyclophyllidea, Taeniidae.
AUCUAUCCUUCUGUGUGCACGGUAAGAGAGACCCUGGAGGGCUAUGCGGCUGGUGGAUGCCUUCCCUAUGCGAAGGCGGUGGCGGCACGCCAGCCCUGGCUGCGACUCUACCUUCACGACUGGGUUGGCCUCCGCCCUGGUCUCUCUAGGACUGUGCCACACAUCAAGUCCUAUUGCCGCUGUUCACCUGACGGUCUCCGCAUUGCCUGGUUCCUCCUCACUAGGUAA